AUGACCUUUGUAAAGUCGGGACAACCUAUUCAUACCACGGGUAAAAAUCUUGCAGGUUUAUGGAGACCUUCAUUUGUCAAGACUGAUAAAAAGUUAUACGUGUUUGGGGGUGGAGGAAAUGUUACACAUGAUUUGCAUGUACUUCACUUUGAUGAUAUGAGAUGGGAAACAAUCCAGGCUGUAGAAGGCAUUUCUCCUAGUAAAAGAUAUGGACAUACAGCUACUAAAUGGAAAAAUUCUUUUAUUAUCUUUGGUGGUUGUAAUGAAUUUCAAGAUUAUUGUAAUGACAUUCAUAUAUUUAAUCUUGAUACAUUAACUUGGUCCCAACCUAAUAUCACUGGUUCUGUCUCUGCUCGUUAUUUACAUACAUCGGUGGUUUAUAAUGAUAAGCUUUUUGUCUAUGGAGGUUUUGCCAAAAGUUCAGAUUGCACUUAUGUUCUGGAAGAAAUGAACAUAUUAGAUUUGAAAACAAUGACUUGGUCAAGGCAUCAUGAUGUUCAACCUCGAUAUAAUCAUUCAGCUACUUUAGUCGGCAGUAAGAUGUAUAUUUACGGAGGGAAAGAUGAACAUGGCAACACUGUAUCCGACUUGUUUGUUCUUAAUUUACAAUCUAAUACAAACCAAUAUACUUGUCAUCUUGUUCUUAGUGGAUCUCACAAUACUCAAAUGGCUCUUAUGAAAAGUCAACACUUUUGUGAUGCUGUUUGUGGAAAAUUAUUAGUCUUUGGUCGUUUCCUGGUGAAACCAACCAGUUUAUUAUUACAACAGCAGCAACAACAGCAACUCCAACAACAACAACAACAACAACAACAGCAACAACAACAACAACAACAACAAACAAAUGAUAGCAACCUUGGUUAUAGUUUAUGGAUGUUAGACUUGGAUACUUUAGAAUGGGAACGACAGGAAUGCGACGCACACUUCGAAGUUGGUGGUUGGAAUUAUUUUACAAUUAUCAAGGAAGUACACCCUAGUUUCAGUACUUUGGAUAACAGUGAUGAACUUACUGUUGAACAGACCCAAGUCAAUACCCAUCAUCUCUUAUUUCUUGGCAAUACUGAUCCUUAUCGACCGCAAGGUUAUGAUCAUUUUAGGGAUGCUCUCGUUAUCAAUGGUGAAUCACUUGGUUUAUAUGAUAUUGCCCCUUGCCAGUACAUGACUGAAUUUGCCCAAAUGCUUGAUAAUCCUGAACUAUCGGAUUUUACCAUCGUUCCUUCAAAUGGUCAGCCUAUUCACGUUCACCAGGUGAUUCUUAUGACAAGAUGGCCUCAUUUUAGAAAUGUAUACAAGUCUGGUAUGGUUGAAUCGUUGGAGCGACGUAUUGAUAUUCCUGAAUCUCAUGAAGUGGUGAUGGCCUUUCUCAAGUAUCUCUACAGCGAUCAAUUGGAUGAAAAUGAACCUUGGCCUGUGGUAUGUGAACUUUUAGUGGUAGCCAGUAUGUAUCUUCAACAUCGUCUGAAGAAACUAUGUUGCCAAAGACUUUAUCAACGUCACUUGUCUAUCAAUAGUUGUGGGAUGAUUUUUGAAAAAGCAAUACUAUCGGAUGAAACUGGACUCAAGUUAUUGACAUUAGACUUUAUGUUUCGCCACUAUGGAUCAGUGCUCAAGUCAAACGUGCUCAUGCAUGUAUCUCCUUCUGUACAACAUGCUUUCUUGGAGGCUGUGCCUGAAGAGGCGGUGCUGGAGGUAGGUAGAUCACGAUUUUUAUCAACAUCAUCCAAUUCUUCCUUCACAGCCACAUCGUCUCCGUCGGACUUUACAACAGUGUCAACAUCAGCACUUACAUUGAUAUCAUCAGCAAACAGCAAUAUUAAUAUUCCUCAUAGCUUUAGUCAUGGUGUCCUACCUUCCUCUAUUAUUCAAUCAAGUCGUAUGGAUACAGAUGAAUCGGAUCGUAAUAGCAGCUCUUCAUCAUCACAAGGUUCUUCCAGUUCAUCUUCUGCCACGCCUCAUUAUAUGACUACAUCAGCAUCCUCUAUUUCUGUAAUACAACCAUCUCAGCCACAGCAACAACAACAACAACAACAACAACAACAACAACAACAACAACAACAACAACAACAACAACAGCAACAACAACAUCCAUCAGUAGCAACUCAGCAUCCUCAACGAUCAGGUAUUACAGGAUUACAAAGGACAACAAUGGCAAAUGGAAUUCAUACCAAUAGCGUGGAAGUUUGAAUUAAAUGAUUCGUAGAUUAGAGUAAUGAUUAGCAUUUUAUUAAUGAUAGUUUUGAUACAUAUAUAUGACACAAGUACCCUGUUGACAUUAUACUUUUUUUUUUGAUUCCAAAAUAAAGU
Molecule: messenger RNA, 2301 nt
Organism: Halteromyces radiatus
Lineage: Eukaryota; Fungi; Mucoromycota; Mucoromycetes; Mucorales; Cunninghamellaceae
Exons: 5
Coding region: 1-2181 (726 amino acids)
Molecular function (GO): protein binding
Source: RefSeq, a predicted model, not a curated record